Molecule: messenger RNA, 1074 nt
Organism: Durio zibethinus
Lineage: Eukaryota; Viridiplantae; Streptophyta; Magnoliopsida; Malvales; Malvaceae
Source: RefSeq, a predicted model, not a curated record
UCAGCUUCAUCAGAAUUCUGAAAAUUUCCCUCAUUGGCAAGCAAGCCAAAGUGGAAAUUUUGUUUUAAUCUUGAGUUAAACAUUAAUAAAUGAAAUAAGAAGCAAGAACUAGCUAGGGAGUAGGGAGUAAGCACUAAUAAUUUAAUCCACGAAGUUCCAAAAAUUCUGAAGCGCCGACGGUUUCUCUGAGUCAGCAUGUGUGGGAGAUCCAUAAUUUCCAAGUGGUUAAGUACUUAGUAAUCCGUUAACCCAACCGAGCUAACCCUGGUUAACCAGCUCUAUAAAUAACCUUAUCCAUCUAGCUAGUGCCCCACCUCAAAGCAAACAGCGAACGAUCAACAAUCACAAUAUGGCUUCAACAUCUUCUAUUUUCGCUUCUUUCAGCUCCCCCUCUGCUCUUUUCAUGGGCCCCAAAGUUUCCAUCAAGGAACUCAGUUCCAUUCCGACACGUGUCCAGUUCCGGCCACUCCGUAUCUCCGCCACUUGUACAUCAACGGCUGAGAGAACAAUUUCCCACAUUGCUUCGCCAUCAUCAUUGUACGAGGUAUUGGGGAUCCAGAUGGACGCCACGUGUCAGGAGAUCAAGGCUGCUUACCGGAGACUGGCGCGAGUUCUACACCCCGACGUAUCUGCUAACGGUCAAAAUAACGCCACGGCACACGAGUUCAUCAAAGUUCACGAAGCUUACUCUACCCUGUCUGAUCCUGAGAAACGCGCCGAUUAUGAUCGAACGUUGUUGUUCAGGCCAAGGCCGUCGUCUGCCGUGUCAACGUCUUCUGGAUUUUCUGGUUAUACGAGACGAUCCUGGGAAACGGAUCAAUGUUGGUGAAACUUCGGACUGAUUAUGAGUGAAAGUUUUGUCCCUAAUUUUCAUUGUACGUGUUGGGCCUUUCGGCUUUUGGGAAAUAACUGAUUGCUGCUAAUUCUGUCUGUAAAUAUAAAGACACUAUUUGAACUAAAACAGGCUGCUUUUUUAUAGCCUGAGUUUAUUAAGGUUGGAAUUUUGUGUUGUGUUUUUAGUGUUCUGUUUCUUUCAGUUUCAUUUUGAAUAUACAAUGCCUGAAAAUUUGGAUU